AUGGCCACCCCUGCGGGAGACACAACUGGUGGCGGCGAAGCCGGAUCAGGCUCACAGGCGACCCGAGGAGGCAAUCGAAACAGUCGCGGCGGCGGCCGCAGCCGUGGACGCCGAGACGGUCAGUCGCGCGGUGGUGGUGGUGGCGGCGGCGGAGGAUCAUCAAGAAGUGGACAGAGACGAGGAGGUAGGGGAGGAGGCGGCGGCGGCGGCGAUGGAACCGCAGGCAAGCGGCCCACAACUGCCGACUCGGCGUCAGGAGGACAGGCGAGGGACGGAGCUCUUGACCAGGCAAAACAGAAGCUGCCGUCUGCCUCACAACCUGCGGCUGAGGGCGCAGAGGACGAUGAUGCUGAGGGCGAGGUCUGCUUUAUCUGUGCCAACCCGAUCCAGCAUUACUCUAUCGCGCCAUGCAAUCACAUCACAUGCCAUAUCUGCUCUUUGCGGAUGAGGGCGCUGUACAAGAACAAGGAUUGCCCACACUGCAGGACACCCGCUCCCUAUGUGAUCUUCACCGACGAUGCCUCGAAACGAUACGAUGAGUACGGUAAUGCCGACACGACGAGCACAGACGACAACAUCGGCAUAAAGUACACAAACGAGGACAUCGUGGGCGACACGGUACUGUUGCUCCGGUACAACUGCCCCGACGAGUCCUGCGACUAUGCCGGCCUCGGCUGGCCCGACCUGCACCGCCACGUGCGCUCCGUCCACCACAAGAAGAUGUGCGACCUGUGCACGAGGAACAAAAAGGUCUUUACGCACGAGCACGAGCUCUUUACGGACAAGGCGCUCGAGAGGCACAUGCGCCACGGCGACCACCAGCCAGGCGCCGUCGACCAGACCGGUUUCAAGGGCCACCCGUUGUGUGGCUUCUGUGGAGAGCGCUUCUACGACGACGACAAGCUCUACGAGCACUGCCGGAACAAGCACGAGCGGUGUUUCCUCUGCGACCGGCGGGAUUCGAGGCAGCCGCACUACUACCGGGACUACAACGCACUCGAGCAGCACUUCAAGAAGGACCAUUUCAUCUGCCUCGACCGGGAGUGCCUCGAGAAGAAGUUUGUCGUGUUCGAGUCUGAGAUGGACCUCAAGGCGCACCAGCUGAGCGAGCACGGCAACUCGCUGUCCAAGGAUGUCCGGAGGGAUGCGAGGGUGGUGGACAUGUCGUCAUUUGAUUACCGACCGACGUAUCAGCAAGAGCACAGGGGCGGCGGCGGUAGGGGUCGGAGGGAAGGGCAGAGCAGCCGGGGCCGCGAUCCCAAUUCGGAAGCGUUGCCGCCGAGCUCGGCUCAGCCGAUGAGGAGAGACGAGAUCGCCUUCCAGCGACAAAUGGCAAUUCAUUCCGCUCAGUCGGUGACAAGUCGCACUUUUGGCGGACAGCUUAGUUCGUCAGCGUCCGCUGCUCAGCGGCCCAACGCCUCAACGCAAGCAACCUCAUCUUCAUCAUCAGCUGUCCCUUCUAUUCCCCUCGCCGACGCUAUGGAGUCUCUCAACGUCACCGAUGCAGAAAACUUGCCCCCUCAGGAGCGUGCACGGCUCAUGCGCCACGGCGCCGUCGUCGAACGCGCAGCGAACCUCCUCGGCAAGGACGCGGCCAAGAUGACCACCUUCCGCAGUCACAUCUCCUCGUAUCGCACCGGUGCCCUGACGGCGCCGCAGCUCAUCGACGCCUUCUUCGCGCUCUUCGCCGAGACGUCGUCGACGGGGCUAGGCACCCUAGUGCGCGAGGUCGCGGACCUCUUUGAGGACAAGGGCAAGGCCGACGCCCUGCGCAAGGCAUGGCAGGACUGGCGCGCCAUCAACGAGGACUACCCGAGCCUGCCCGGCCUAGGCGGCAUGCACGGCGCCACGACGGCGGACAGCGGAUGGGCCGGGGCUGUGAGCGGAGGCCAGCAGGUUGCAGGGGCGGCGGCGGGCGGCCAGAACCAGUCCAAGCACACGACGCGCGUGCUCAAGCUCAAGAGCAGCACGACGCGGCGCGGCAGCGCGUCGGCAUCGAGCGGGCCCGUGCCCGUCGUGGCGGGGAGCAGGCCUGCGGCGUCGUGGGUCAGCGCCAACAAGCUCUCGUCGAACCCGCGGGCGCCGCCGACGACGGCGUCGUCUGCCUUCCCCGCGCUGCCGGGCGCGUCUGCGUCGUCGAGGGGCGCCACCGCCGCCACUACCGGCCCGUCUGCGUCGUGGUACGGUGGCGUCAGCGGCAGCGGUGCGAGCACGCCCUCGCGGUCGGGCACGCCGGCUGCGGCGGCGGCGGCGGCGUCGGCGAGGAGGCCGCCUGGCCAGGGGGAGGACGCGUUCCCUGCGCUGCCUGCCGCGCCGAAGGUGCAGACCACGAUCUUCGGGUACGGCGGCGGGCGCGGGGUCCGGAGAGACCUCGGCGGGAACCGGGAUACGGGGUUCUCGUGGGGCGGCGGUGGUGCCGGCGGGAGCGCGAGCGGGGCGGCGUCUGAGGCUGAGGGUGGUGGUGAUGCCGACGGCGGCGGUGGCGGUGGUGGCAAGGGGAAGAAGAAGGGGAAGCAGGGCAAGAAGCAGGUUUUGGUGCAGUGGGGGUGA
Molecule: messenger RNA, 2550 nt
Organism: Thyridium curvatum
Lineage: Eukaryota; Fungi; Ascomycota; Sordariomycetes; Thyridiales; Thyridiaceae
Exons: 2
Coding region: 1-2550 (849 amino acids)
Biological process (GO): rescue of stalled cytosolic ribosome; protein ubiquitination
Molecular function (GO): ubiquitin protein ligase activity; ribosome binding
Source: RefSeq, a predicted model, not a curated record